GACACACACCCACUUUCCCCGAAACCCCCGAACCCCAUGGAGGCACGGACGAGCUCGACGGCGGCCGCCGCCGCGCCGCUUCCCCCGGACGAUCUCCUCCUGGAGAUCCUGCUCCGCCUCCCGCCGGAGCCGAUCCACCUCUUCCGCGCCUCCUUCGUCUGCAAGCACUGGCGCGGCCUCGUCCACGACGCCCGCUUCCUUCGCCGCUUCCGCGAUUUCCACGGCGGGACGCCUCCCGUGCUCGGCUUCUUCAACCAGGCAGGGCCUCCCUUAUUCGUCCCCACCUCCGGCGGCUUCGCGCUCUCCACCGCCACCGUGUUCCCCGAUGACUGGUGGGCCCUCGACUGUCGCCACGGCCGCGUCCUCCUGGACAGCUGCCGCAACCGGACGCUGCUCGUCUGGGAACCCAUGACCGGUGACAAGCGCUACCUGCCGCCCCCCGCGCAGGCCUCUCAUGGGAGCUUCGAGUACAAUGCCGCAGUUCUGUGCGCGGCUGGGCACACCGACCACGGCGACUGCCAUUCCUGCCCGUUUCUCGUGGCGUUCGUGUUCAGUCACCAGACAGAUUUCAUCACCUCCGCAUGCGUCUUCUCGUCCGAGACCGGUGUCUGGGGUGAGAUCACUUCGAUUCUUGUGCCAUAUGCAUUAGGUCAGGCAACGCCCACGGCUCUGGUUGGAAACACAAUCUACUGGCUGUUGGACAACUGCAGCAUCUUUGAGUUUGAUUUGGAUAAGCAUAUGCUGGGUCUGACUGAGGAGUUCCCAUAUGACGCGCUAGAAAGCUACGAAAGACAGAUUGUCAUCAUGCCUACAGAUGUUGGAUGGCUUGGUUUGGCCGGAGUUGAAGAAUUCAAUCUCCAUCUGUGGUCAAAGGUGGUGAGCGUUGACGGGGUAGUGACAUGGACACACCAAAGGGUCAUUGAUCUCAAAAAGUUUCUUCCUCCCGAAGUAGUGGCGGGGUGUAUGGUUCAAGAUAUUCGAGCGGAGGCAGUUGGCUAUGCGGAAGAUGCUGAUGUGAUCUUCAUUGAUGUGUAUCCUAGCAUCUACAUGAUCCAUCUCAAGUCCAUGAAGGUCAAGGAGGUGUCAGGCAAACUCAUCUGCAAAUACAUUUUGCCUUACUCAAGUUUCUACGCUCCAGGAAUUGCCAUUGAUGGUGGAAAAGAUCAAGCUUAACUAUUGAACAGCAGUUGAGAUGACUGUGCUGUUACAUCUGCUGCUACGCUUUGUUGGUUGAAGAGGUGAUAUGACAUCCUGUGUUAUUAUGUGUCUAUUCUUUUGUUUGCAAGCCAUGGAUCGAUAUUCUCUGCAGCGGUAAAGAAAAUCUAUUUCUACGCACAAUACAUCUAGAACCUUGAAUAAUGUGACUAUAUCGCCUAGUUUGACUUUAUUCGCCUUUUCUCUUGGAGCUGUGAGACACUCCUUCUGGAUCUGCACAGUUUGUAGUUCAUUAUGCUGAUGUGCUACCACAAUGCAGUUUAUCAUAUCAUACAGUUUUAUAUCAUUUCUUUGAUAUCCUUUUGUUGUAUAGUUGCAUCAGUCACGAUCUGGAGUCUUUUUAUUUGAGAAAACACAAUGACAGGAAGGUUUCAGUUCAAUCUUCAGAUAUGAACUCAUGCUCUCACUGUGUGGGUUCAAUAAAUCUCACUAGAAAUCAAAUGUUCUCUUGUCUCUUUGCAAACAGAGUACUACUCCUUGACAGAUGGGUCGUUAACUUGCUA
Messenger RNA from Triticum aestivum (bread wheat), 1718 nucleotides. RefSeq lists its product as uncharacterized. The coding region runs from base 37 to 1173 and encodes 378 amino acids. Gene Ontology annotation, molecular function: protein binding. The transcript has 2 exons. Lineage: Eukaryota; Viridiplantae; Streptophyta; Magnoliopsida; Poales; Poaceae. The record is from RefSeq and is a predicted model, not a curated record.